Punica granatum (pomegranate) is the source of this 4504-nucleotide messenger RNA. The record is from RefSeq and is a predicted model, not a curated record. Lineage: Eukaryota; Viridiplantae; Streptophyta; Magnoliopsida; Myrtales; Lythraceae.
CAAGCAAAGCCAGAGGGAGUCGUCCUCUUCCUCUCUCCCUCUUAUCCUUUUUACCCAUCAGCGGCUUCGAACGGAAGAGAAGCCGUCAGUCUCACCUCAGAGGGCUCUGAGGAAAAGCAAGCAAGCAGCCCUUUCACCUUAUCUUCUUCUUCAUCCCCACCGCAAUCCCCCCCAACAUUAUCCCUUCUCCUUCCCCUUCCCUUAAACCCUAAUCCCACCCACCCCCUCUCUCCCUCUUACCCCCGACCUUCAAUGGAGUUCAAACCAAUUAUGCCUGAGGAGUCGAACGCGGCGCAGGCCAAGGCGAUGGAGAACUACUCCUCAGGUUCUUCCCCCUCUCCUUCUUCUUCCUCCUCCUCUGCCUCCUCUGACGAUUCCGAUGACGAGGCCGUCGCCGCCAAUUCCGUUACCAUCGGGGACGUGAAAUUGGGCGGCGACAGCGAGGGCGAGUCCGAUAACGGGGGUUUCGCGAGCGGCCAGGAGGAGUUCGAGACUGCCCCCGACGCUCCAAUUUCGGCCGAAAUGGGCCGCGAGAUGGAGGCUCGUGGGGUAUUUAGGCCCGUGGCGAAGGUGUCGAAUGAUGAUGAUGAUGACGAUGAGGAGGAUGUGGAAGGAUAUGGCGGCGGUGGUGCGGGUGAUUCGAAAGCUAAGGUUUUUGUGGAGGAUUUAGAUGGGGCGAAGGGGGUGUUUGUGGAUAAGAAGCUGAGGGAGUUGAGUGACUUGUUGGAAGCUGGUGGCAGUGUUGAUAAGAACUUGGUGAGUGGAAAGGGACCUGUGACUGGAACUGUGGAGGCUCCUGAUAUGAGUUUGAGCUCCGAAGUUGGGGCGAUGUCUGUGGCCAAGACUGGAGUGGAUAAGCUGAAGGAUGAGGAGAGACGGGUCGGCCCUGAGGUUGCUGAACGUGUAGAUGAGAAGCUUAAUGAGCUAGAAGGGGUGAAUUUUACUGCUGGAGGAGACGCUGUUGUGGAAACCAUACAAGUCGAUGUUUUGAACUCCGGGGCUGCUGUUGUUGGGGAUGUAGCUGGAGGGAAGGAUUCCGGAAUUGUGGAGAGGGAUAUCCCGGUUGAGGGAAAAGUAAGUUUGGACAAUGAGUUUGAGCCAAUUAGCAGCAAAGCUGUCGAACCCAUUGCUUUGAACACUGCUGUAAGUACGAAUGGGGAGAGUGUUGAUGAAUCGGUGGAAGUGACUAGUAUUUUGCAGAAAGAUGAUGGUGAUGUGGUGGGAAAAGGAGCGGAAGAAAGCUCCAAAAAUGGAACAAAUGUUGAUUUAACUGAUGGUGCAAGUGGAGCUGCUAUGCCCGUGAUUGCUGAGGGGAAACAAGGAACUGAAGGGGAGCUUGAAGCAGAUUCUAGGGCUGCACCGGAGAGUAAUGGCACAAUUGUAGAAGCUCAAGAGCAUGCUGCGGAAGAUGGCAUCCCAAGUGGAAUAGAGUCACACCAGCGAGAACUGUGUGUUGACUCCGAGGACAAUCAAAAGCUUAAGCCAGAUGAAGACGCUGGGGCUGAAGAAGGCUCGGAAACAGAUGGAGAAAAGGAGGAUGUGCUCUUUGAAGACUCUGAAGCUGCCAAACAGUUCUUGGAUGAGCUGGAGAGAGGGUUGGGUGCUGGUUCUCAGUCUGGUGCUGAGAGUUCGCAGGGCAACUCGCAACGCAUUGAUGGUCAGGUUGUCACCGAAUCCGACGAGGAAGCUGACACCGAUGAAGAAGGGGAGGGGAAGGAGUUAUUCGACUCAGCAGCUCUUGCAGCUCUCUUGAAAGCUGCAACCGGUGCUGAUGAUGGUGGAGGAGGCAUUACCAUCACUUCUCAAGAUGGGUCAAGGCUAUUCUCUGUUGAGCGUCCUGCUGGGUUGGGAUCUUCUCUCAGGUCCGUCAGACCUGGCCCAAGAUCAAAUCGCCCAAGUCUCUUCUCUUCGAAUGUCACUCCUUCAGGAGAGUCUGAGAACAAUCUGACUGAAGAAGAAAAGAAGAAACUAGAGAAGAUUCAGGAGUUAAGGGUAAAAUUCUUGAGGCUUGUUCAAAGAUUGGGCUAUUCCCCAGAAGAUUCAUUGGCAGCACAAGUGCUGUACCGUUUGGCGCUUGUUGCAGGUAGGCAAACUAGUCAAAUAUUCAGCCUUGAGUCUGCAAAGCGAAGUGCUACUGAGCUCGAGUCAGAGGGAAAAGAUGACCUUGGCUUCUGCCUGAACGUAUUGGUCCUCGGGAAAGCCGGGGUUGGUAAAAGUGCCACGAUCAAUUCUAUCCUUGGUGAGAAUAAGGCCCAGAUACAUGCAUUUGAAACUGCCACGACUGAGGUGAAAGAGAUAGUUGGAACUGUUCAUGGGGUUAAAAUCAGGUUUUUCGAUACUCCAGCUCUAAGGCCUUCUAUUAUGGAGCAAAACACAAAUCGCAAGAUCUUAUCUAAUAUAAAGAAGUUCACAAAGAAAUGUCCCCCAGAUAUUGUCCUGUAUGUGGAUCGACUGGAUACACAAACCCGGGAUCUCAAUGAUCUCCCAUUGCUGAAGACAAUCUCGGGCUCUCUUGGCUCAUCGAUCUGGAGAAGUGCUGUGGUCACUCUCACUCAUGCUGCUUCAGCCCCACCUGAUGGCCCAUCAGGCUCUCCGCUGAACUAUGACGCUUUUGUUACUCAGCGGUCCCAUGUUGUUCAGCAGUCAAUUGGGCAAGCUGUUGGUGAUUUGAGGCUCAUGAAUCCGAGCCUGAUGAAUCCUGUUUCCCUUGUGGAGAAUCACCCAUCCUGUCGUAAGAACAGAGAGGGCGAGAAGAUUCUACCAAACGGUCAAGCUUGGAGACCACAGCUAUUGCUGUUGUCCUUCUCAAUGAAGAUCUUAUCAGAAGCAAGCUCUCUCUCAAAGCCUCAGGACCCAUUUGAUCACAAGAAGCUUUUCGGGUUUCGCAUGCGCUCACCACCUCUUCCGUACCUGCUAUCAUGGCUGUUGCAGUCUCGUACUCAUCCAAAACUCCCCUCCGAUCAGGGCAUUGAGAAUGGUGACUCUGAUGUAGAUCUUGCUGAUUUGUCUGAGUCUGAUGAAGAAGACGAAGAGGACGAGUAUGACCAGCUCCCACCCUUCAAGCCUCUCAGGAAAGCCCAACUAGCUAAGCUCAGCAAAGAUCAGAGGCGUGCAUAUUUGGAGGAGUAUGACUACCGGGUGAAACUGCUGCAGAGGAAGCAGUGGAGGGAGGAAUUGAAGAGAAUGAGAGAGAUGAAGAAGAAAGGAAAGGUGACAACUGAUGAGUAUGCAUAUGUGGGAGAAGAUGCUGAUGCUGAUAAUGGAAGCCCUGCUGCUGUUCCAGUACCUUUGCAUGAUAUGGUUCUCCCUCCCUCCUUCGAUAGCGACAAUCCGGCAUACAGGUACCGUUUCCUGGAGCCGACAUCGCAGUUCAUAGCAAGGCCUGUUCUGGACACUCAUGGGUGGGACCAUGACUGCGGUUAUGAUGGAGUAAACCUCGAGCACAGCCUUGCGAUUGCCAGUAAAUUCCCAACUGCUGUCGCGGUUCAGAUCACAAAGGACAAGAAGGAGUUCAACAUCCACUUGGACUCGUCAGUCGCAGCUAAGUAUGGCGAGAGUGGGUCUACCAUGGCAGGCUUUGACAUUCAGAACAUUGGGAAGCAGCUUGCAUACAUCCUGAGGGGAGAGACCAAGUUCAAGAGCUUUAGGAAGAACAGGACAGCCGCAGGGUUCUCUGUCACUUUCUUGGGAGAGAACGUGGCCACAGGACUCAAGGUCGAGGAUCAAAUUGCCCUCGGGAAGCGACUAGUGUUCGUGGGGAGCGCUGGGACGGUGAGAUCUCAGGGAGACUCAGUGUACGGGGCGAAUUUGGAAAUGAGGCUUAGGGAAGCGGAUUUCCCAAUUGGACAGGACCAGUCUUCUCUGGGGUUGUCCCUCGUGCGGUGGAGAGGGGACCUGGCCCUUGGCGCCAACUUCCAGUCCCAGUUCUCCAUUGGUCGUAGUUCAAAGAUUGGAAUCCGUGCAGGGUUGAACAACAAGAUGAGCGGGCAGAUCUCGGUUCGGACCAGCAGCUCAGAGCAGCUUCAGCUCGCACUCGCGGGGAUCAUACCCAUUGCAACCGCCAUUUACAGGAACCUGUGGCCCGGGGUUAGUGACAACUACCCGAUCUACUAGUUCCAUGGAACUGGUGAAAGAUUAUAAUUUUGAAAGCUCAGAUGAUCUCUCUCAGGCAUGAUUUUUGCUGCUCAUCAUUUUGAAUUGUUGUUACAUCACAUGUCCUUUCUGAAUUUUUGAACUCCAUGUUGCUGUUAUAUUCCCUCCUGUUAUUAGUAUUGUCAUCUACUACUUGAGGAACUCCGUCGAUGAUGAGAUGGAUUAUUCAUAAGGGAAUUAGAAUAAUAAUGUCAUUGUCUAUGUAACUCGGGAAUUUAACUCGGUGCUAGUCCACUUUUUCGCCGCGUUAAAUUCAUUGGAAGAAUUGAGGUUUCUGCUUCAUUUUGUGACACAUUCAUAGCGAUGAAUUUGAACUGAGGAUAUGUGGUGGAGGACCUCAAGGAUUGGAAAA